This is a messenger RNA of Drosophila erecta, 344 nucleotides long. RefSeq lists its product as uncharacterized. The transcript has 2 exons. Bases 185 to 292 code for a protein of 35 amino acids. The record is from RefSeq and is a predicted model, not a curated record. NCBI's taxonomy places the organism in Eukaryota, Metazoa, Arthropoda, Insecta, Diptera, Drosophilidae.
UUACAGGUGAUACCUCAUCAGAUUAUGACGAUGAUGAGUCAAGCACCUAGAUUAUUAUAAUCCGCAAACCUAAUAGAAGUAAUCAAGUGAAUUAUUCCAUAAUAUAUACAAAAUAAAUUAACCUUCAAAUUAAAGCUAUAAAUACAAAACAAAAUUGUGAAACUACCAAAGUACAACCAACAAUAUGGACUUCUGUGAACUGCCGGAAAUAUUUUUGGGCUUCCUCAACGACCUCUUCUUCUCAGACAUAACCGAUGAGGAGUACUUUGGCGAUUAUUACGACUACUAUUGAAAUAGACCAGCGAUCGUGAGCAAAUAAAGUUGAUAUGAGCAUUUAUCUGUAA